GGCAAGCAGUGCAACAUUGGCUGAGAGAGGAGCAGGCCACACGGGCAGUACUCCUCUUCACCGUGUUGAUAAGAACCUCUGAGGCGGGGAAUCGAGUUCACGUGAAAGUCGAUUCUGCUUCACCUUUGCGCGAUUAGCUCACCUUUCCAUCAAGGGGUAGGUAGUCAGUCGCGCAGGAGAAGCUCGCGGAGGAGGUUCUGCUUUGGAGGAAAAUUGUAACCAUAAGCACGUUUUCCCUAGAGUCAGGUCAUAUUUUUUUGGCAGUGGCUCUCAGCGGACGUCCUUAUACACAGUUUUCCUUCCCACGCGCCAAGAUUUCCUUUUUGAAGUGAACGUCUUAUAUAUUCCUACAAGACGACAAUUCGGUUUGCUUUUUUUACUUUCUACUUCGGUUCUUCAACUUCACAACGGCAACACAAUGGCUCUUGAAUUCAUCGCCGGCUGUCUUGGAGGGUGUGCUGGAGUGGCUGUGGGGCAUCCUUUCGACACAGUAAAGGUCCGCCUUCAGACCCAAGACUUCAAAAACCCCAAAUACCGAGGCACAUGGCACUGCAUCACGGACACCAUCAAACAAGAGUCGCUUCGCGGACUGUACAAGGGCAUGUCCUCCCCUAUGGCAGGAGUGGCCUUCGUCAACGCCAUAGUCUUCGGCGUCCACGGCAACAUGGUCAAACACAUCCAGAAUCCAGACUCCCUCAGGUCACAAAUGUUCUGCGGCGCAGUGGCGGGUUUCUCACAGUCCAUCGUCACCUCGCCCAUGGAGCUCGUCAAAACCAGAGUCCAACUACAGACGGAAGCGUGCGUCACCACCAAGUCCCUCUCCUGCGCCGCUACCUCCUCCUCCACCGUCACAAACUGCAGCAGCUACACGAGCCCCGUGGACUGCAUCAGGAAGAUCGUCACCACAGAGGGAUGGCGGGGGUUGUUUAGAGGACAGCUCAUCACCGUAUUCAGAGAUGUGCCCGGGUUCUCAUCGUACUUCCUGAGCUACGAGUACAUGAGUCGCUCCUGGGCCUCGGCUGACGGCUCCGUGUCCCCUGCAGUCGUGCUGGCUGCUGGAGGGUUUGCCGGAGCCUUCUCGUGGCUCAUCACUUAUCCCAUCGACAUGGUCAAGUCCAGGUUACAGGCUGACGGCGUUGGCGGCGUCAGCAAGUACCGCGGCAUCGCCCACUGCCUCAAGACCAGCGUGGCCACAGAGGGCGCUGGGGUACUGUUCCGGGGGCUCAAUUCGUCCCUGAUCCGCGCCUUCCCCACCAACGCCGCAACUUUCGCCGUGGUCACUUGGACCAUCAAGACAUUCCAGGAGCAGCCCGAGCAGGACGAUACGCACCAAUCGUGGCGAGACAUCCUGGCCAACGGCGAUGCUCUGGUACAGGCGGCAGCCAUCCCUACGCCCCUACAGCUCAGCUUCACGCCAGAGAGCAGUUGGAGAUCGGCCGUCUCCUUCCUCCCGCAGGUCAUGGCUGCCUCAGCGGCGACAGAGGAAGAGCAGGAGGAGGAGCACCAGGAGACCAGGUGCCGGUGUUGGCAGCGGCAAGGCACCGCGGUGCUCGGCAGGCUGCCCAACCUGUUCGGUACGGUGUGCAAGGGCCCCGAGGCCUUCACCUGCUGGAGGGCGCGGCAAGAGGACGUGUUCGCGGCGGCGCGGCUGCACCACAACCUCAGCAUUGUGCUAUAAUACUCAGAGUCUCACGCCGAGGAAGGAUGUGCUGCCGCCACUUAGCAGCGAGAGAGUGUGAUCGCACAGCGCAGGAUCGGGGCUCGCGGGCCCCCAGCGCGGCCAGUGCCUCGGUGACCCAGCACAGCGGGGCUCGCUGGCCACCUGAGCUACUCUAGUCAUGCCUCAAAGCACAUACUGCCGACCCUCACUUGCAUUCAUGGCACACAAUCUCUACACCAGAAUCAUCAACCCUGACACUUAAACACACAUUCUUUCAUUUCAAGAACACAACAUGUAAAUACGAUCCUUCUACAACACAAAGGGUAGGCGGUGUGCUGUGAGGCGCGGCAAGGCCCUGGCUGCGGCUGCUGGAUGGCGCUGUGCUCAGCCCUCCUACGUGCCGCGUACUGGUGUGGGAAUACACGCGGGGCUGGGGCGGCCACAAAGCAGGCACAUCCCGAUAUUGGCUGCUGUUGUGGUAAUAGCAAAGGGCUUCGCGACCCACGAACGGCACCUGCAUACACGUGUUUUGUACCCGAGGGGCCACGGGCGGUGCAGGCAUCGCCGCAGCCUACCAGACAACCUACGUAUGUGCCUUGCAAUAAACCUGAACCUGCACGAUCAUCUCACAAGAAGCAAACGUUUCACACUAAGUGGCAGCAACACGACCUUCUGUAGGCUGACAACUAAGCCUACCUAUAACCAAUGUCAAAACGCCUGUCACGCGCAGGGCACGCAUCCACUGCCAGCUCCCUAGGAGGGGCGGGGGGCGCUUCAUCUGAUUUUUCUCUUAUAGAGGAUUAUUAUCAUUGUCAUUGUCGUCAUUUCUCUAAAUAGGCUGAGGUAGAGUGUGUAGUCAGGAGGAGCAGGAAGAGGAGGAAGAGGAGGAGGAGGAGGGAGCCAAGAGGGAGCGAGGAGGGAGCCAGGAGGAAUCCAGAAGGGAAAGGGGAGGGAGCGAGGAGGGGUGAGAGGUGACAGAUUCCAGCCAAGAAGGAUCUGUCACGACUCCCGCCCCGUCAGGAAGUUCUGCCUGACACCCUGCUUGUCCCAACACUUCUGUCUGCUCCUGACGCAGCCCUGAGCCAGGCAGCUGACGAAGGUGUGUGUGUGUGUGUGUGAGAGAGAGAGAGAGAGAGAGAGAGAGAGAGAGAGAGAGAGAGAGAGAGAGAGAGAGAGAGAGAGAGAGAGAGAGAGAGAGAGAGAGAGAGAGAGAGAGAGAGAGAGAGAGAGAGAGAGAGAGAGAGAGAGAGAGAGAGAGAGAGAGAGAGAGAGAGUGUGUGUGUUUGUGUGUCCUGUCAUUCCUUGUCCUUAUGUCCGCGAAUCUUUCAUUCCGAUCCGUCCAUUAUUUAUUGAGCCAUUCAUUCUGACGCAAAAUUAAGAUUAGAAAAUAAAAAAAAGCUAACAAAUGGAAAUAUGGAAAAAAAAAGUCCGAGAUGCAGUACAAAAUUUUGUAAGAAAAGGAAAUUAAGCUUCUAUUAACAAUGAUUGUUAAAACAUGAAUAAACUUUUUAUCUCCAGUUUA
Messenger RNA from Portunus trituberculatus (swimming crab), 3182 nucleotides. RefSeq names its product mitochondrial basic amino acids transporter-like. Lineage: Eukaryota; Metazoa; Arthropoda; Malacostraca; Decapoda; Portunidae. Gene Ontology annotation, cellular component: mitochondrion. The transcript is spliced from 7 exons. Gene Ontology annotation, molecular function: high-affinity L-arginine transmembrane transporter activity. The record is from RefSeq and is a predicted model, not a curated record. Gene Ontology annotation, biological process: mitochondrial L-ornithine transmembrane transport. Bases 419 to 1678 code for a protein of 419 amino acids.